This is a messenger RNA of Odocoileus virginianus texanus, 1507 nucleotides long. It is a transcript of the gene PSMC2, whose product is annotated as proteasome 26S subunit, ATPase 2. Gene Ontology annotation, biological process: proteasome-mediated ubiquitin-dependent protein catabolic process. Gene Ontology annotation, cellular component: proteasome regulatory particle, base subcomplex. The record is from RefSeq and is a predicted model, not a curated record. Lineage: Eukaryota; Metazoa; Chordata; Mammalia; Artiodactyla; Cervidae. Gene Ontology annotation, molecular function: ATP binding; ATP hydrolysis activity; proteasome-activating activity.
GGCUUUACUUCCGGUGAGGAAGGGAAAGGUGGUGGCACCACCGGAAGCGAGGAAGGUGCUGUGUAAUCACCGAGGAGUUGAGGUACUUGGAGCCCUUAAAAUGCCUGAUUACCUCGGUGCUGAUCAGAGGAAAACGAAAGAAGAUGAGAAGGACGACAAGCCCAUCCGAGCGCUGGAUGAAGGGGAUAUCGCCUUGCUGAAAACUUAUGGUCAGAGCACUUACUCUAGGCAGAUCAAACAGGUUGAAGAUGACAUUCAACAACUUCUCAAGAAAAUUAAUGAGCUCACCGGUAUUAAAGAGUCUGACACUGGCCUGGCUCCACCAGCACUCUGGGAUUUGGCUGCGGAUAAGCAAACACUCCAGAGUGAGCAGCCUUUGCAGGUUGCGAGAUGCACCAAGAUAAUCAAUGCUGACUCAGAGGACCCAAAGUACAUUAUCAAUGUGAAGCAAUUUGCCAAGUUUGUGGUGGACCUCAGCGAUCAGGUGGCACCUACCGACAUUGAAGAAGGGAUGAGAGUUGGUGUGGACAGAAAUAAGUAUCAGAUUCACAUUCCACUGCCUCCUAAGAUUGACCCAACAGUUACCAUGAUGCAGGUGGAGGAAAAACCUGAUGUUACAUACAGUGAUGUGGGUGGCUGUAAGGAGCAGAUUGAGAAACUUCGAGAAGUAGUUGAGACCCCACUGCUUCAUCCAGAGAGGUUUGUUAACCUUGGCAUUGAGCCUCCCAAGGGGGUGCUGCUCUUUGGUCCACCGGGUACCGGCAAGACACUCUGUGCUCGGGCAGUGGCCAACAGGACUGAUGCUUGCUUCAUUCGAGUUAUUGGAUCUGAACUUGUACAGAAGUAUGUCGGUGAGGGGGCUCGAAUGGUUCGAGAGCUCUUUGAAAUGGCCAGAACAAAGAAAGCCUGCCUUAUCUUUUUUGAUGAAAUUGAUGCAAUUGGAGGGGCUCGUUUUGACGAUGGUGCUGGGGGUGACAAUGAAGUGCAGAGGACCAUGUUGGAACUGAUCAAUCAGCUGGAUGGGUUUGAUCCUCGAGGCAACAUUAAAGUGCUGAUGGCUACAAACAGACCUGACACUCUGGACCCAGCACUCAUGAGGCCGGGGAGACUGGACAGGAAGAUUGAGUUUAGCUUACCUGAUCUAGAGGGUCGGACUCACAUUUUCAAGAUUCAUGCCCGUUCAAUGAGUGUUGAAAGAGAUAUCAGAUUUGAAUUGUUAGCACGGCUGUGUCCAAAUAGCACUGGUGCUGAGAUCAGAAGCGUCUGCACAGAAGCUGGGAUGUUUGCCAUCCGAGCACGGCGAAAAAUCGCUACUGAGAAGGAUUUCCUGGAAGCUGUCAAUAAGGUCAUUAAGUCCUAUGCCAAGUUCAGUGCUACUCCCCGCUAUAUGACAUACAACUGAGCCCGGGCGUGUUGGCGAAAACAUUUCUUUUCGUUGGAAUCCUGACCUUAUACAGGUUUCUUAAUAACCAUUUCACACACAAAAUAAAUGGUUUUCAAAACUGUA